Molecule: messenger RNA, 1072 nt
Organism: Phasianus colchicus (ring-necked pheasant)
Lineage: Eukaryota; Metazoa; Chordata; Aves; Galliformes; Phasianidae
Product: acyl-coenzyme A thioesterase THEM4-like
Source: RefSeq, a predicted model, not a curated record
CCGGAAGCGGGCGGCCGGAGGCUCCGCCCCCAUCCCCGCUGACGGGCAGCUCCCGCGCGGUGUCGGCGUCGCGGUUCGCAGCGCCGCGGUGGGGGCGGGGCGGGGCAGGGGGCGCCUGGGGGGGCGCAGCGGCGCGCGGAGAUCUCUGACCUCGGGGCCCGGCGCGUCGUAGUGACGUCAUCGCGGCGCGACAGCGGCGAGGAGCGGGGUCACGCGGAGGGCGGAGUGACGUCAGCGCCGGAGUGACGUCGCCACGGGAGUUGCGUCAUCUCGGUGACGUCACCUCGCGCCAUGUGGCGGAGCUGCGGGGCAGGGGCGCGCGCGGUGGUGGCCCACGGGUUGGGCCGGGUCCCCCCGACGGCUCCGUGCUCGGUGUCCCCGCAAGACUUGGCUGUCCCCAAUGCUGGGUGGAGCGUGGCCAUGCGUGAGCAGUUCCAGCAUCUGCUGCGCCGCGCUGCUGACGGCUCCUGGCGCCGCAUCCCCUCCUACCGCCGCGGCCUCGACUACCUCCCAGAGGUGGUGCAGAUGGUGGUGGGGCCGGUGACGGGGCCGGGGCCGCGGCAUUUCCUACGCAAUUUGGAUGCAGAAGGUGCUGGCUUUGAGUACGCCAUCUUCCUGCACUCCUCCGGCCACCGCACGCAGUGCCUGUGCCAACUGGGACCCUACCUGGAGGGCCACCACGGCUUUGCACACGGUGGUGCCAUCGCCACCCUCAUUGACACCACGGUGGGGACGUGCGCGCUGGCGGUGGCCAAAACGUCGGUGAUGACGGCCAAACUGAACAUCAGCUACCUGGCCCCCAUGCCAGUGGGUGCUGUGGUGGUGGCCGACAGCCGCAUGGAGCGGCACGAGGGACGCAAAAUCUUCCUUUCCUGCCGCGUGCGUGACACCAAAGGGGACACGCUGUACGCCGAGGCCACCGCACUCUUCAUCCAGGUGGAGGACACCAAGCCCCCCCCGGCCGCCCGUCCCUAGCAGUGACACUGUAACGCUGGAGGGGGGUGGCAGCGGAUGGGUGGCAGCGGGGUGUCCCUGUGUCACCUCCUGGGAUCAGAGCGUGGCACUGCAGUGA